ACGCCCCGUGCCCCGCCAGUUACGCCCCAGCGGGUCUCUCUCCGAAGCCGCCCGGGACUUGUGUUUGCGUCCGGCCUGAGACCACCGUUUCCCUCCGUCUCACCAGGGCUAUGGCCUCAUGCGACGAGGUGCGGCAGCUGAAAAAAGAAAAUACCCGUUCCUUGACUAUGUGUGGCCAUGUUGGUUUUGAAAGUUUACCUGAUCAGCUGGUCGAUAGAUCCAUUGAGCAAGGCUUCUGUUUUAAUAUUCUCUGUGUGGGGGAGACUGGAAUUGGAAAAUCAACACUGAUUAACACAUUGUUUAAUACUAAUUUUGAAGAACUUGAAUCCUCACAUUUUUGUCCAUGUGUUAGACUUAGAGCCCAGACAUAUGAACUCCAGGAAAGCAAUGUUCGCUUGAAACUGACCAUUGUAAAUACAGUGGGCUUCGGUGACCAAAUAAAUAAAGAAGACAGCUAUCAACCGAUAGUUGAUUACAUAGAUGAUCAAUUUGAGGCCUAUCUCCAGGAAGAACUGAAGAUCAGGCGUGCUCUUUUUAACUACCAUGACUCUCGCAUCCAUGUGUGCCUCUACUUCAUUGCUCCGACAGGCCACUCUCUAAGGACACUCGACCUUUUAACCAUGAAGAGCCUGGACAACAAGGUGAACAUUAUACCACUUAUUGCCAAGGCAGAUACAAUUUCUAAAAGUGAACUACAGAAGUUUAAGAUGAAGCUAAUGAGUGAACUGGUCAUCAAUGGUGUGCAGAUCUAUCAGUUUCCAACAGACGACGACACAACUGCCAAGAUCAAUGGAGCGAUGAACGGCCAUUUGCCAUUUGCUGUUGUUGGAAGUAUGGAUGAGAUAAAAGUUGGAAAUAAGAUGGUGAAGGGUCGUCAGUAUCCUUGGGGUAUCGUACAAGUGGAAAAUGAAAAUCACUGUGACUUUGUAAAGCUGCGGGAAAUGCUUAUUUGCACAAACAUGGAGGACCUGCGGGAGCAGACGCAUUUGAGGCACUAUGAGCUGUACAGGCGCUGCAAACUGCAGGAGAUGGGCUUUGUAGAUGUGGGCCCAGAGAACAAGCCCCUCAGUCUUCAAGAGACUUAUGAAGCUAAAAGGCACGAAUUGUAUGGUGAACGUCAGAGGAAGGAAGAACAGAUGAAGCAGAUGUUUGUGCAGCGAGUAAAGGAGAAAGAAGCCAUAUUGAAAGAAGCUGAAAGAGAGCUUCAGGCCAAAUUUGAGCACCUCAAAAGAAUUCAUCAGGAAGAGAGAAUGAAACUUGAAGAAAAGAGAAGAAUGCUGGAGGAAGAAUCAGUCACUUUCGCUAAGAAGAAAGCUACCUGUGAGCUGUUCCCGAACCAGUCAUUUAUGGCGUCAGGUAGCAGCAUUAGGAAGGACAGAGACCGAAAAAACUGAGCAACAUCUCAUCCUCAGCCCAAGCACAAAGACGGUUAAGAGCUCAGGACUCAGCCUCACAGACAGGGUGGCCUGAUAACUGCUGUUCUCUUUCAAAGUCCCAUGGCUGACUACCCCGUAUGUGCGUCUAUCUGCUCCUUGGAGAGCAGCUUUGGGAAAGUGAUGCGGUUGGUAAUUCUCACUUCCUGGUUUUUAUUGUCCCAUUCAAAAGACUUUUUUCUUUCCAGCUCCAAUUUUAUGUAACAAGAGUUCCAGAGCACAGAUGACCAUCACAGUCAAAAGCUAUUUGUAUGCAUUGAGGUUUUGCUCUUUUUUUUUUUUUUUUUUUUU
Apodemus sylvaticus (European woodmouse) is the source of this 1724-nucleotide messenger RNA. RefSeq names its product septin 10 (gene Septin10). Gene Ontology annotation, molecular function: GTP binding; GTPase activity; molecular adaptor activity. Gene Ontology annotation, cellular component: microtubule cytoskeleton; cell division site; septin ring. Lineage: Eukaryota; Metazoa; Chordata; Mammalia; Rodentia; Muridae. The transcript has 10 exons. The coding region runs from base 111 to 1394 and encodes 427 amino acids. The record is from RefSeq and is a predicted model, not a curated record. Gene Ontology annotation, biological process: cytoskeleton-dependent cytokinesis.